Molecule: messenger RNA, 2268 nt
Organism: Peromyscus eremicus (cactus mouse)
Lineage: Eukaryota; Metazoa; Chordata; Mammalia; Rodentia; Cricetidae
Gene: Cdc23
Product: cell division cycle 23
Exons: 17
Coding region: 397-2190 (597 amino acids)
Biological process (GO): cell division
Cellular component (GO): anaphase-promoting complex
Molecular function (GO): protein binding
Source: RefSeq, a predicted model, not a curated record
GAGAAUUUUGUCUUUUACGCCGUGAUGACGGUGCACCUUGGCGCCACUGGGAGCUGGAACGGGUUAAAGGUAUGAGCGUGUGAUUGACCUGAGGGCGAAAAUCCCGACUGAUUUGCAUGUGGAGAACCAAAUUUCCCAACAUAAGACAUCUGUCGGAAAACACUGUUCAUCACUGCUUGCCGCUGAUAAUCUUCUGGAGAAGAGAAGGACCUCUGGACCAUCCGUGCUGACGGAGUUACGUUACCCACCGUCCUUUGCUAGCUGUUCGGAAAUGUGGAGAGAAGGUUUGUGAUUGGUUGAUCCGGAGCAAGGCUAGGCCAAUGAGAGACAGACUUUCCCGGUUCGGCCGAGGAAGUAUCGUCGCCGCUGAUUGGCCGGAGCAGCCGAGGGAGGAAAAUGGCUGCGAGUUCCUCGGUAGUCUCGGUGGCAGCGGCCGCCGCCGCGGUACCAGGCGUGUCCACUAGCGCGGAUUUCUCAGACUUGCGGGAAAUUAAGAAGCAGCUGCUGCUCAUCGCGGGCCUCACUCGGGAGCGGGGCCUGCUCCACAGCAGCAAAUGGUCCGCGGAGUUGGCCUUCUCUCUGCCCGCCUUGCCUUUGUCCGAGCUGCAGCCGCCGCCGCCUCUUACAGAGGAGGAUGCCCAGGAUGUGGACGCUUACACCCUGGCUAAGGCCUACUUUGAUGUUAAAGAGUAUGAUCGGGCAGCACAUUUCCUGCAUGGCUGCAAUAGCAAGAAAGCCUAUUUCCUGUAUAUGUAUUCCAGAUACCUGUCUGGAGAGAAAAAGAAGGAUGACGAAACAGUUGAUAGCCUAGGACCCCUAGAAAAAGGACAGGUGAAGAACGAGGCCCUCAGAGAGCUGAGAGUGGAGCUCAGCAGGAAGCACCAGGCCCGGGGACUCGAUGGGUUUGGCCUUUACCUGUACGGGGUGGUGCUUCGGAAACUGGACUUGGUGAAGGAGGCCAUUGAUGUGUUUGUAGAGGCUACUCACGUUUUGCCUUUGCACUGGGGAGCCUGGUUGGAGCUGUGUAACCUGAUCACAGACAAAGAGAUGCUGAAGUUCCUGUCUUUACCCGACACCUGGAUGAAAGAAUUCUUCCUGGCUCAUAUAUACACAGAAUUGCAGCUGAUAGAGGAGGCCCUGCAGAAGUAUCAGCAUCUCAUUGAUGUGGGCUUUUCCAAGAGCUCAUACAUCGUUUCCCAGAUCGCAGUUGCCUAUCACAAUAUCAGAGAUAUCGACAAAGCCCUUUCUAUUUUUAAUGAGCUGAGGAAACAAGAUCCUUACAGGAUUGAAAAUAUGGACACAUUCUCCAAUCUUCUUUACGUCCGGAGCAUGAAGUCUGAAUUGAGUUAUCUGGCCCAUAACCUCUGUGAAAUUGAUAAAUACCGAGUAGAAACAUGCUGUGUAAUUGGCAAUUAUUAUAGCUUACGCUCCCAGCAUGAGAAAGCAGCCUUAUAUUUCCAGAGAGCCCUAAAGUUGAAUCCUAGGUAUCUCGGGGCCUGGACAUUGAUGGGGCAUGAGUACAUGGAAAUGAAAAACACAUCUGCUGCUAUCCAAGCUUACCGACAUGCCAUUGAGGUCAACAAGAGAGACUACAGAGCUUGGUAUGGCCUUGGGCAGACCUAUGAAAUUCUUAAGAUGCCGUUUUAUUGCCUUUAUUACUAUAGGCGGGCCCACCAGUUACGUCCCAAUGAUUCCCGUAUGCUGGUUGCCUUAGGAGAAUGUUAUGAGAAACUCAAUCAACUAGUGGAAGCCAAAAAGUGUUAUUGGAGAGCAUAUGCUGUGGGAGAUGUGGAGAAAAUGGCUCUCGUGAAGCUGGCGAAGCUUCAUGAACAGUUGACUGAGUCAGAGCAGGCUGCCCAGUGUUACAUCAAAUACAUCCAGGAUAUCUAUUCCUGUGGGGAAGUAGUGGAGCACUUGGAGGAGAGCACAGCCUUCCGCUAUCUGGCGCAGUACUAUUUCAAGUGCAAGCUGUGGGAUGAAGCUUCAACUUGUGCCCAGAAGUGUUGUGCAUUCAACGAUACCCGGGAAGAAGGUAAGGCUUUGCUCCGCCAGAUCCUCCAGCUGCGAAACCAAGGGGAGGCAGCCAGCACUGACACGCCGGGCACCUUUUUCCUCCCUGCCUCACUGUCUGCAAACAACACUCCCACCCGCAGAGUGUCUCCACUCAACCUCUCUUCAGUCACUCCGUAGUUGACGACACUCAAGUCAGCUAGACCAGUAUUAAGCCUUACCUCCAGUAAAGAACGGCCACAUCUGUUCUCCCAAGGA